This is a messenger RNA of Lindgomyces ingoldianus, 611 nucleotides long. RefSeq lists its product as uncharacterized. The record is from RefSeq and is a predicted model, not a curated record. Lineage: Eukaryota; Fungi; Ascomycota; Dothideomycetes; Pleosporales; Lindgomycetaceae. The annotation marks the transcript as partial. The transcript is spliced from 2 exons.
AGGAAUAUCUUAGCCAGAUGGGCCGCAACUGGUUUGUUCCCAUUAAACCUAGAAAGGGUGCUCCAAGGAAUUCAGAAGCCCCUACCUAAGCUCACCGUUCUAGACCUAGUAUCUGCUUUGCAAGACGAAGUACUGCAGACUCUGCUAACUCUAGUAACGCCAGAGACAACAGAGGCUCUUGCAUCCCUACAGAUCUUGAUAGAGAAAGACGCUCAUACACUUGGUGAGACAAGCAAGCAGUGCCUCCAGAAACACGUACAGAAGAUGGCGACCGCAGCUAAAAUAUCUUUUGCCGAACGUGCCCUCCUACAGAAUCAGAACGGCUUCCUAUUCUAGGUAAAUAAGGCCAAAGCUCGUCGAUCAACUAGAUCAGUAGUCCUGGGGAAGGCGAAGGUGAUGAGUUAUUAGGAUCUAGAGGAGGCGCGAGCAAAGCGCGAAGCGAAAGAUCAAGCCACUGCAACUAAGGGGAAACGAGGUCGUAAGCAGAAGACUCCCGCGACAGAAGAGGCAGAGGCGGUCCAUCAGUGCCGAAGAGCAAUGCCGUGGCACCAAAAGAAACCGAGCCAGCGAACAAUAUGGAGGUGUCAUGGAGGGCUCUGGUAGCGAAGAUG